CCCUCCCUCCAGGUAGCCCGGGCGAGGCCCUUCUCCUGGGGCCCCUGCGCGGCUGCCCUGCGGCCCCCUGCUGCCGCCGGCGGGAGGCGAUGCGCGGCUCAGGCAGAGCUGCCCCGGCCCCGGCUCCUCUUCAGCACCAGUUCCUCAAGGUUUGUUCCUGCUGUUACCCAACAUGCUCCACAUUUUAAAGGAACAGCAGUUGUCAAUGGAGAGUUCAAAGAAUUGACAUUAGAUGACUUUAAGGGGAAAUAUCUGGUACUUUUCUUCUACCCUUUGGAUUUCACUUUUGUAUGCCCAACAGAAAUUGUGGCUUUCAGUGACAAAGCUAAUGAAUUUCAUGAUGUGAACUGUGAGGUCGUUGCUGUAUCUGUGGAUUCUCACUUUUGUCAUCUGGCCUGGAUAAACACACCACGAAAGAGUGGUGGUUUGGGCCAUAUGAAUAUCCCACUUUUGUCAGAUCUGACAAAGCAAAUCUCCCGAGAUUAUGGCGUGCUGUUAGAAGGACCUGGUUUAGCACUAAGAGGUCUCUUCAUUAUUGAUCCUAAUGGAGUCAUCAAACAUCUGAGUGUCAAUGAUCUCCCAGUUGGCCGCAGUGUGGAAGAGACCCUUCGAUUGGUGAAGGCAUUCCAGUACGUGGAAACUCAUGGAGAGGUUUGCCCAGCAAACUGGACUCCAGAGUCCCCUACGAUCAAGCCAAGUCCAGAAGCUUCUAAGGAGUACUUUGAGAAAGUUCAUAAAUAGAUCAUCAAUGCAGAUAGGUGGCAAUUUCCUAAGGAAGCAGCCAUAAUUGCAUUUAAGUGCAAUUUCUUUUUUUUUGUGUGUGUCAGGAAAAAUUGUUAAAUGCUGAAACAUUAAAUAUUUACUAAAUCAGAAAGUUUUAAAUCAUAUUCUUGGAGCUGUUUCCCCCCACCCCCUCCCAAAGAGACUAUACUGCAUUCCCAUAUAUAUAUAUCUCUGUAAUCAGCUAUUCUCUUGUGUCUCCCACAUGUACUAUGAAUGCUUGUGACUUUGGGUGUACAGGAGUACUGGUCUCUCCUCCCCUUCAUCGAAUCAUAAGCAAUAGAAAUGGUACCAGGCUUUCUAUGCGCACACGAAAAUUGGACGAUAGACUGUUAUUUCUGAGAGCUUGAAAUACUGAGCUUAAAGUGGGUGAUACAGAGAAAUAUCCAGAACAUGGUUUCCUUUAAUUUGCCAGUAGCUGUUUAGGCAGGGAUAGAGGAAUUCCUUCUUGUACAAAUUAUGCUCGUGUUUUUUCCCCAAAUGCUUCCACAUGUAAACGUGAUUUGAAGGUAGAAGUAACAAACAUCCACAGUCGUUCAGCUAAGAUAUAUUGGAAUAUAGAACAUUAAAUGGAGAAUAACUGCAUUUCGUUGAGAAAUCGGUGGGAAUGUGAACUUAACUCUAAUCGUGGUACACUUAUUGGGGCUUAAUUAUUAUUUUUGCCUUUUGAAAUAGUUGAUCACACAUUUUAAUUGUUGCUCUAAAUGCAGAUUUCCAAAUAUUGUGGAGCUUGAUGUGUAAUCAUGUAGGAAGACUAAUUGAUUGUUUAGGAUUUAAUAAGGCUUCCUUCUGAUAUUAUUUUGAGCACAUAUUUUUUCUUAAACUAUGAAAUCAUCAAUAAAUUGAUCUUAAAGCAUGUUGUCUACAA
Pelodiscus sinensis (Chinese soft-shelled turtle) is the source of this 1648-nucleotide messenger RNA. NCBI's taxonomy places the organism in Eukaryota, Metazoa, Chordata, Testudines, Trionychidae. The record is from RefSeq and is a predicted model, not a curated record.